UUGAUGGUUUUUGAUUUUCCAGGCAUGCAAAUACAAAGUGUUUUAAUUGUUGGGUGAAAUCAGAAUCAAAAUAGGCUUUUCCUUUUGCAACGUAGUCAUGCAGUAUGUUCUGCUGCUCCAGGUGUGCCUCUGGAUUCUUGCCAAAAGUGAUGAUCAAAUAUGUACAAAUGAAGAUACUUGUGGAGGCCAGAGCCAACCUGUGCAAACUCAGUGUUGGGCACUGGGAGGUGCUCACUAUUACACUUUCAAUGGAAAGAUGUUUGAAUUUCAAGGAAACUGUACCUACACUCUGAUGCAAGUUAUGAAUGACACCACUGGGAAGGAUACGUUCUGGGUCGGGAUACAAAAAGACAGAACCCCGAACGACGCCUCCUCUAUUAAAGCUAUUCAUGUCAAAGUUGCUAAACACAGUGUUGCAAUCUACAGAGGGGAAAGAGGCCAUGUUUGGAUCAAUGGAGAGAAAAAACUAUUACCCUUGAAUCUACAGUUUGGAUCCAUAAACAUUGCCCAGAGUGGUUUCUUUGUUGUUGUGGAUACAAGUCUGGGCAUUCAAGUGAAGUAUGACUACUCUCAUUUUGCCACUAUUCUCCUCCCUAAUACAACAGCAGUCAAUGGUUUGUGUGGGAAUAAUACUGGCAUUGAAGAGGGUGAUCUCAGGAGCCCUCAGGGUAAGGCUGUGGAUGCUACCACCUUUGGCUGGCACUGGAGAGUUCCUGAUCAGGAAGCCUGGUGUACAGCAGACUGCGGAGAUGCUUGUCCACGGUGCUCUGCUGAACAGCUGCAGAAGAAAAAUGUAGCAAGGCAGUGGAUCUCUUUGCAUGAAUACAUUUGGUCCCCACAAAAUCCAUUCUACCUGUGCAAAGACAUUGUUAACUACACCAAGAUCUCCACAGCCGUGAGCAUAUUUGACCUGUGCUCUAGUGAUGACCCUCAGAAGACCCUGUGCCACAUCUUGGAGGCAUACGCUGCAGCCUGCCAAAAGGCCCAGAUUGAGGUCGGGGAGUGGAGGAAUGGCACAAACUGCUCGAUGUCAUGCCCUUUGAAUAGUCAUUUUGAGUCCUGUGGCACAGCCUGCCCCGCCACCUGUGAAGCCCCUCUAAAUUCAAACCUCUGCACCCUGGCCUGUGUGGAGACCUGCCAGUGUGACCCAGGAUUCGUCCUGGAUGGUGACAUCUGUGUCCCGUUUUCCCAGUGUGGCUGCGAUCACAACGGCGACCAUUACCGCAGAAACCAGACCUUUUGGGCUGAUGAGAGAUGCACUGAAAAAUGUGUCUGUGACCCCCACACCCACCAGACUCGGUGCCAUGUGGAUUCUUGUGGCCCUGAUGAAUCCUGCACUCUUGAAAAUGGAGUCAGAAGCUGCAUAUCUCACCCGCCGCAGACAUGCAUGUACAGCGGUCAUCACAUAGUGACCUUUGACCAGCAUGACUAUGAUUUGCAUGGCACCUGUCAGUACCAGAUACUUGGCAUGUGUGGAAACAAGCAGGGCCUACAUGCCCUUCAGGUUCAUGUGCAGACAGAUGGACACCUGGAGUCAGCACUUAAUGUUCUGGUCAAUGUGAGCGGCGUACUUGUAGAGCUAAACAGCAAAAACAUGGAGAGCUUAGAGGUUGAUGGUGUCAUAAAGAACAUGCCCUAUCACCUGGGCCCUGCUGCACUGGCUUUCUCUCUGGGGAUGCACACUUACAUCCACACAGACGUGGGCUUUGAGUUCAGCCUCAGCACAGACGGCAUAGUUACCAUUGGACUGUCCAGUAGAUAUGCUAAUGCUGUGUGUGGCCUGUGUGGUAACUUCAACUCUGAUCCUGCUGAUGAUCUCACAGCAAGUGGUGCAGAAGAGCAUCUCAGUCAUGACCAUCUCAGUCAUGAGCAUUUUGGAAAAGCUUGGAGGAGUGGGCAGAAUCCCUGGUGUGUGGACGGCUGUCUAGGAGGAAGUUGUCCAAAAUGUUCAACUGAGCGUCUGGCCCACUUCUCUGACCCAGAGGCUUGCGGGAAGAUUCUAGAAGUUAAUGGACCAUUUAGACAUUGUCAUGGCCAAGUGAACCCCUCCAUCUUUUACAAGCGCUGCGUCAGUGACCUGUGUCUUCACGGCGGUCUCCAGCCUGCACUGUGUCACUCCUUGGCAGUGUAUACUUCUGUGUGCCUCUCCCACAGAGCUACAGUCUAUGCCUGGAGGAGUCCUGGAUUCUGCGAGUCUCAGUGUCCCUCCAGCAGCAGUUACAACAUGAGUUCUGCCUCUGUUCACCUCUGUCUCGGCUUGCAGAAUAACACUCUAGAGAUGCCUCUGAACACAGGGGAGAAUUGCCUCUGUGAAGCAGGUUUAGUUCACAGUGGCAGCCAGUGCAUCUCUGCAGAAAACUGUGGCUGCUUUCACCAGGGACAAUACCUGCAGGCAGGACAGGAGGUGUCAACAUGCGAAAAAAUCUGUCGAUGCAAUGCUGGGGGACGCGUGACGUGUCGUAAUACAUUUUGUGGGAAGGAUGAGGAGUGUAAGCUUCUUAGGGGCGUUCAAGGUUGCUACCCCAAACCCAAACUGGCACGCUGCUCUGUUGAUGGGUCCCAAUACACUACGUUUGAUGGACGGGCAUUUGAAUUUCACGGUUCAUGUAACUACACCCUGGUGCAGACGUGUGCUCUCAAGAAGCUGGAUGUGGAGCCUGUUUUCAUAGCUGCAAAGCAAAACCAUGGCAAGGGAAGGCAAAUCUCCUUUCAAGUCAAUAAAAUGUAUUUUGAGAUAUCGGCAGCUUUUCCUGGAACUAUUUUGGUAAAUGGAGUCAAUGAGAACCUGCCGUUCUCCCAAAGCAAUUUCACAGUGCACCAAAAAAAUGGAUGGAUAACCAUGAAGACACCACAGUCAGUUGAACUGAUUUCAGACCUUAAAAACCACAUUCUGGUCAAAAUCCCAAACAUUUACCACCAGACAACCUGUGGCCUUUGUGGAAACUAUAAUGACAAUCCCUCAGAUGACUUCCAGCUGCCCGAUGGCUCUGUGAUCUCUGAACCUGAGGUGUUUGGGCCCUCUUGGAAGCUACUUGAUGAUAAGACAUCCUGCAGCGACGUAUGUGAUGGCACCUGUCAGUCACCUAUCCCAGAGUACACCUCUGCCCUGUACUGCGGUCUUCUGACUCAUCCCAAGGGACCCUUCUCUUCUUGUCAACAUUUAGUGGGCCCACAGAAAUUCUACUCGCUCUGCAUGAAAAAUCUCUGCAUUUCACAGGGGCAACACCGGGCCCUGUGUGAUGCACUGUGGGGCUAUGAGGCAGCCUGCAAAGAGGCUGGAGUGACAGUUGACCUCUGGACAAACACAACAAGCUGUGCUCAUCAAUGUCCUCAAUUCAGCAACUACAGCCACUGUGCCAAUGUCUGCUCCUCACUGUGUCCUGAGAUAAGCCAGGGAGUUCAGUGCCCUGGAGACUGUGAGCAAGGUUGCCAGUGUAAUAUUGGUCACCUAUAUGAUGGCAAUGCCUGUGUACCAGCAGAGCAGUGUGGAUGCGUACAGGACGGGAGGAGGUUUAAGGCUGCUGAGAGCAAACUGCUCCAUAACUGUGCUGUUAACUGCACCUGUGGGCCACCUCUAGUAUGUGAGCAGUACUCAUGUCCUCCACUGCACAAAUGUGUUGUUUCAAAUGGGGUCAUGGGUUGCCACAAAGAUGAACCAACCUCGGAUCCAUGCGAGGGAAAAUGUGACGAAAAGGAGAAGUGUUACCUGAGCAAUGGUGUUCCUGUUUGUGAGAGCCUUGGGGGUCUGUGUUGGACCUGGGGAGGCCAGAACUACCAUACCUUUGAUCGGCUAGACUACAGCUUUGAGGGUACUUGCACAUAUCUGCUUGCAGCCAGCAAAGGAGAAGCAAGUGGGAAGACACCCUUUAGUGUGUCCAAGAAGAAUCUCUGCAACAGCAGUAGUGCUGCAUCUUCUACAGAGGUGGUCACUGUACAAACGUAUGGGUUCAACAUCAAGCUUGGUGGCAGAAAUGGCAGCGUAAAUGUAAAUGGCCAAGUGAAAUAUGUUCCUGUUAACCUGCUGCAGGGUAAGAUCCAAGUCUCUGACGAAGAAGGUAAAGCUCAGCUGAAGACUGACUUUGGCUUGCAUGUUGUCUUUGGUGGGAACUCGACUGUUGUGGUUACACUGAGCCCACGCUACAAGGGCCAAGUCUAUGGUCUGUGUGGAAACUUUAACGGUGAUCAUCAAGAUGAGAUGGCUGUAACCAUGCCUGGUUCCCCUCCUUCUAACUCAAGUGUUGAGUUUGCUCAGGCUUACCGGCUCUCUGAUGGAGACGACACCUGUUCCACUGGCUGUAAGCAAGAACCUAGAGUCACCUUCCCUGCAGGUCCUGUUUCUGAAGUUGCUGCUAGUAACGGGAAACUGUGUGAAGUGCUUAAGGAUAAGAGGGGUCCUAUGGCCUACUGUCAUAGUCAGUUUGCUCCUGAUUCCUUCUAUGAAAGCUGCUUAAGCAACCUCAUGCAAAAUGGAACGUUGCAAGCUGCUGUUGACCAGGCAAUAUCUUCAUAUUCUAUCAUUUGUGAAGCAUUCAGCGAUGGCUACCACACUGACAUGACAGUUGAUGUGCACUGUCCACCAAACAGUCAUUACAAGACCUGUGGCACAGCCUGUCCUCCAUCCUGCGAGUAUAAGGCCAUCGCCUGUACAAUGGCCUGUGUUAUGGGCUGCUUCUGUGACCCUGGAUUUAUCAGGAGUCCGACUGGCUGCGUGCGUCCACAUCAGUGUGGCUGUACUGACUCCACAGGCAAAUACCACAGCCUCAACUCAACUUACUGGACCCCAGACAACUGUGGUCAGCUCUGUAGAUGUGGACCAGCUACUGGAGAGGUCCACUGCCAACCGGCCCACUGCCCGAGAGGAAUGGUCUGCAAGCAGCUACAUCGCAAGAAAAUGUGUCAGCCUGAGAAACCCAUGAACUGUACACUGGUUACAGGGAUGCAUUUUACAACCUUUGAUGGACAUCAUUUUGAUUACAGAGACAGUUGUUCAUACUCUUUGGUUCAAACCAAGUCUAAUGUAACAGAACUUGCACCGUUCACCAUCUCUAUCUCUGAUGCAAUUUGUCACAAAAGGCUUUUUAAUAGCCUCAACUUAAAUCUGUCUAUCUAUGAUUUGGAGGUUGUGGUGGGAAAGCAUGACCCAGGAAAGAUUUUUGUUGAUGGACUUCAUGAGCCCUUGCCAUACUCCCACCCCACAGGCCAUGUUAAUGCCUACCGCACACCUUCAUCCCUUGUCAUUCAUACCGAUGUGGGCCUACAGGUGGUCGUCUACAACUCCGGCACUCUUAUGGUUAUUCUCUCCAGGAGCUAUGCCUCAUCCGUCUCUGGUCUUUGUGCGAAUGCAAACUCUGACCCUGAAGAUGACCUCAUGAUGCCUGAUGAAGAGCAAGCCCAAAAUACACUGGAGUUUGUCCACAGCUGGAGGUCUCGGGGAGCCGAGGCCUGCAGGGACGACUGUUUCUCCAGACUGAAGGAUUGUCCGGCUGAGAUGCACAAGCUGUUUGAAGGCAGCGAUUUCUGUGGGGUGUUGUUGAAUGAGCUUGGGCCCUUUGCAGACUGUUCCUCAGUUUUAAGUCCCAAGCAUUACUUUCACAGUUGUGUAGAAGAUGUCUGCUCUUACAGCGUACACUACUCUGCGCUCUGCAGCUCCAUUGCAUCUUAUGCAGCUGCCUGCCAAGCAGCUCAGCUACCAGUGAGGCAUUGGAGAAGUGACACUUUCUGUCGUAUGUCAUGCCCCAAAAACAGCCACUAUGAGCUGUGUGGACCUCGAUGCCCUGUUGUGUGCCAAGGACUGUCCUCUCCAGCAAACUGUAGCGGAGGUUGUGAGGAAGGAUGCCAGUGUGACCACGGCUACGUCUUGAGCGAUGGUCAGUGCGUGCUGGUUUCUGACUGCGGAUGCAUGCAUGACGGACACUAUCACCCCGCUGGCCCCUUCUUGGAAAACUGCCAGAAGUGUAACUGUGAAAGAGGACUGCUCACCUGCGUUACCAUCGCGGACUGUUUAGUAGAGAAGGGCCCUGCCUUGCAGUAUGGUGUGUGCCAAGUGUUUGCUGGUUUUGGCUACAUUACAUUCGAUGGUGGUGUUCUGCGUCACCAUGGAGCUUGCACAUAUCUAUUGUCAGCUGUCUCCUCUAAGGCUACUCCAGACUACACUCUUCUAAUAAGCUUCAAAAAUGAAAGCAGUGGAAACUUCAUAAUCAGCAGACUAGUCUUUCAUAUGCUUUCUCUUGAGGUGUCUAUUGACCCUGACACUCUAUGGAAAAUACAGGUUAAUAAAGAAGAGCGCAGCGUCCCUUUUGACACUGGUGAACUUCAAACAUACCAAGAUGGCAACAGGCUGAUUAUCAAAACACGAUCCGGGUUGGAAAUGUCCUUGUCCUCUACACAAUACCUCAGGUUAACUGUACCCCAGAUAUAUGAUGGCACAGCUUCAGGCCUCUGUGGGAACUUCAAUGGGGACAAGUAUGAUGACAUGGAACUGAGAAAUGGUCAUCUCACCAGCAGCUUUGCGGAGCUCCUGCACAGUUGGGCAGAGUUGGCUCCUGGAGAACACUGCGCCGACACCUGUGGGAGAGAGUGUAAUGAGUGCAGCCUGUCCCCACACAACGGCAGUGUCUGCGAUGUCCUGUUGAGCAUUAGUGGUGAAUUCAGCCAAUGCUGGAGCAGCAGUGUGGAGUGGGAGGUUAACAUGCAAAUGUGCAUAAGGGCAGUUUGUGCCGGGGCAGGAGACAGGGCCGUAUGUCUUGCACUGGAAGCACUUUUUUCAGCCUGUGAAGCUAAAGGAAUACCAGUAGGACCAUGGAGAGAGAAUACUCGAUGUACUCUUCAGUGUCCUGACCGCAGUAGCCCAAGUGUCUGUGUUGAGUCCAAUUCAUGCUCUGCUUUGCUCCAGCCUGGUUCUCCAGCAACCAGCUGUUCAGAAGGCUGCCAGUGCCAUCACCAUAAUGUGUUUGAUGGGGGAGAGUGUGUGCCUUACAGUGAGUGCGGGUGUCUUCUUGGUGAUAAAUAUAUCAAGAGUGAUGAGCUCCUCUACACAGAGGACUGCACCCAGAGAUGUUGGUGUCACCCUCUCAGUGGGGUGCUUUGUGAGGAUGCAGGCUGUGAUUCAGAGCAGCAGUGUACUCUGAGGAAUGGCUCUUGGAGCUGUCAGGAUAGACCUGAAGUUUGUGAGCUCAGGAACAGCCUCCAGGUGUCCACCCUCAGUAGUCAGCAGCUAAUCCUGGAGCCCAGCGUAGCGUACAGUCUGAUGUCUCUGUGCGAUGAAGCCAGUGCGCAGUGGUUCAGUGUGAUGUCCUACUAUGGACCUUGUAAUGGCAGCUCCAGACCAGUCAGUGUGUUUCAAAUCCUCCUGCACGGAUCGUCGAUCGCCAUUCAGGAUGGUACAGUAAAGGUGAAUGGACAGUUUGUGUCCCUCCCUCACAUUUUGCCAUUCAGGGUCUCCCUGAAAUCAGGAAUGAGCCAGGACAAGUCAGAAGUCACUGUGAUUCUGAGCAGAGAUGCUGGGAUGGAGAAAGAGCUGGACAUAGAGAUUGGUGUUACCAUGGUGACAAUAAAGACUCCUCUCUGGUACUCGGAAAAAUUGUGUGGUCUAUGUGGAAACCUGAACGACCUCCACUCUCUCGGCUCGGUCAGGUCAUGGGCCCGCUCUGACUUUCCAGGCUGCGGCUUCACCGGAUGAUAGCUGUCUGUUUUGAUUUUCUAUGAAUAUGUAUUGUUUUCAAUACAAAACAAUUUAAACAAC
Messenger RNA from Labrus bergylta (ballan wrasse), 7741 nucleotides. RefSeq names its product IgGFc-binding protein-like. NCBI's taxonomy places the organism in Eukaryota, Metazoa, Chordata, Actinopteri, Labriformes, Labridae. The record is from RefSeq and is a predicted model, not a curated record.